AUGAAGUCCCAACCAGGCAUGGCGACCAUGCUGCUGCCCAUCGCUCUCUGCCUUAGCCUGGUCACUGUGUGUUUCGGAGCUGCGAUUCCCUAUGCAUGUGGCUCCAUCUACAAGAGUUUUGCUCAGUGUUUACUGACACUUGGAGACAGUUUGGUGGAUACACAAAAAGACCAGAGCACACAGGACAUUGAUUCAAUCUGCAGGUCCUGGAAUGCGUUCCAUGUUUGUGCCAACUCCGCUCUGGCCGGGUGUCCUGGUGAAGCAGCAGCCGUCUGGGAGUCACUAAGACAAGAAUCCAGGAAGACGCAAUUCUCUGGAAACCUCUAUGACAUGUGUGCCAGCCGCACCACCCUCCCAGCCAGCAUUGUGCCUGCACCCCAGAGCCCCCCCACACCCGACCAGACCAACCAGGAUAAACUGAAAGGGCAAACAGAUAAGCACAGCCCCACCUUCAGCACACUGUUGUUACCUGUAUGCAGCACCUUACUACUUCUGCUCAGAACUUAA
Molecule: messenger RNA, 507 nt
Organism: Cyclopterus lumpus (lumpfish)
Lineage: Eukaryota; Metazoa; Chordata; Actinopteri; Perciformes; Cyclopteridae
Gene: nrn1lb
Product: neuritin 1-like b
Exons: 3
Coding region: 1-507 (168 amino acids)
Biological process (GO): neuron projection extension; nervous system development
Cellular component (GO): plasma membrane
Source: RefSeq, a predicted model, not a curated record